AUGGAAGGCAACAUGGAGAACCAACAUGAAGAAGAGGCUCAUAACCGUGGGGGAGGAGGUAGAGCGAAUCAUGCUGGGGAAGAUAGAAGAGUGUUAAGCUCUUACAUCAACCCAAACCCAGGCAAUUGCGGAAGUAGCAUCCAAAAACCCACAAUCCAAGCCAACAACUUUGAACUGAAACCACAACUCAUCACCCUUGUCCAGAACAACUCUGAGAAUGACUACUUCUAUGCAUCCGAAAGAGGGAACACUAGAGGAGUGAUAGAGCUCAACAAUGUAGAUGCUCUGCUGGCUCAGAACAAGCUCAUUGCCAAGCAGUUAGCUGACCUCACCAAGAAGAUGGAGAGGAAUCAAGUGGCAGCCAUCACCACUUCAUCAACAGCCCAAGAAGGAGUUGCUGAAGGGGGAGAGGGAGAUCUUGAGCAAGCCAACUACAUUGGGAAUUCACCUAGACAAAGCCAUGAUCCAUACUCCAAAACAUACAACCCUGGAUGGAGAAAUCACCCAAACUUUGGGUGGGGAAAUCAGCAAGAUCAAAGUCAAGAACAGAGGCGUUACAACCCCAACAACAAUGCAGCUCACCAACAAUUAUCCCAAAGGGCAUAUCAACAUCAAAACAGCACCUCUGCCCUCGAUCACUCAUCAAUUGACGAAAGAUUCUCUAAGCUUGAAACCUUGAUUGAAAGAAUAUGCCAAGACGUCCAAGACAACAAGCUUUCUAACCGCAACAUUGGCAAUAACAACAGUUCGAGCAAGGAAGAGGAAUGUCAAGCCAUAACAUUAAGAAGUGGGAAGAAACUUAAGGAGAUUUCCGAAAAACUACAAGAAGAAAGCUCAAAUGAAGAGGAAGAAAAGCAAAGCGGAGUACAAGCUCCAAUUUCAAGUCUACAAAAGGAAAAGAGGAUGUCAAAACUCAACUUCUCAGGAGCUCCAUAUCCUCAGCAGUUGAAGAAAAAGGAAGAUGACAACCAAUUCCUAAGAUUCUUGGAAAUCUUCAAGAAACUACAAAUCAACAUCCCCUUUGCUGAAGCAAUAGAACAAAUGCCACAUUAUGCCAAGUUCUUGAAGGAACUGAUGACUAAGAAAAGAAGUUGGAAGAAUAAUGAGACUGUGAUAUUAACCGAAGAAUGUAGUGCUAUCAUUCAGCACAAACUACCUCAGAAAAUGAAGGAUCCUGGCAGCUUUUAG
This is a messenger RNA of Arachis stenosperma, 1188 nucleotides long. RefSeq lists its product as uncharacterized. The transcript has 3 exons. Bases 1 to 1188 code for a protein of 395 amino acids. The record is from RefSeq and is a predicted model, not a curated record. NCBI's taxonomy places the organism in Eukaryota, Viridiplantae, Streptophyta, Magnoliopsida, Fabales, Fabaceae.